Trematomus bernacchii (emerald rockcod) is the source of this 9365-nucleotide messenger RNA. RefSeq names its product ATP-dependent RNA helicase DDX3X-like. The coding region runs from base 273 to 2504 and encodes 743 amino acids. The record is from RefSeq and is a predicted model, not a curated record. Lineage: Eukaryota; Metazoa; Chordata; Actinopteri; Perciformes; Nototheniidae. The transcript is spliced from 19 exons. Gene Ontology annotation, biological process: gamete generation; cell differentiation. Gene Ontology annotation, cellular component: P granule; nucleus. Gene Ontology annotation, molecular function: ATP binding; RNA binding; RNA helicase activity.
UAGUGCAUGACGGCCUCAUCUUCGGCUAAAGAGCAAACCGACAUCAGCUGAGUUUGCAUGAAGUGCCAUCCUUGUAGCUAAACAAAUAGGAAUUUAUCAUCACGUAAAAUUCAAGAUUAGCAUUUUACAACGGUACAGCUUGUAAAACCACUGAAACAACUGACGCAAUCUGCCCAGAAACGCGUUAGAGGAGAAAUAACAUUGCAUCAAAAACCCGGCUAACAAAGAGGAUCUCUUUCAACGACAACAUUUUUCCUCCGUAUUCAAUAGUUAUGAGUCAUGUGGCCGUCGAAAAUGUCCACGGUCUAGAGCAGCAGCUUGCUGUCCUAGACUUGAGUGGGGCAGACGGACAAGGUGGAGGCCCUAACCGAAAUGCCUUCGCUGCCCAGCGACCGGGGGGAUACACCAUAGCGCCGCCUGCAACAUAUGGCUGGGAUGCGGGUCGCAACAACUUUGUGAACGGCUACCAUGACAACCGCAUGGCGGGCGCCAACACGUUUCAACACCGAGGUCCGCCUCGCAUGGAGCGGGGCCGCGGUGGCAUCGGAGGGGGUUACCGUGGCAACAGGGGCGGAGCCUUCAACCCCAUCAUCCCCGCGGUGCAACCAAUGGCGUUCGCCGGCUACGAAAACAAAGAUGCAGGUGGCUGGAACACGCCCAAGGAAACUUACGGCAAUUUUGGCAACAACCGAGGGAAGUCUGCCUUCUUCAAUCACACAGGAAACGCCAACAGAGGAAGGUUUGAUCACGGUGGAUUCAGUGGUGGUGGAGGAGGAGGAGGAGGAGGUGGUGGAGGAGGUGGUGGUGGAGGAGGAGGAGGAGGUGGAGGAGGAAACAGCCGCUGGGUGGAGGAGCCCAGAGAGGAUGGAGACUGGGCCAAACCAACGGCACGAAAUGAACGCCUGGAAAGUGAGUUGUUCUCCGGCGGUAACACUGGGAUCAACUUUGAAAAAUACGAUGACAUUCCUGUUGAGGCCACGGGACAGAACUGCCCUCACCACAUCGAGAGUUUCCAGGAUGUGGACAUGGGGGAGAUCGUCAUGGCGAACAUCGCUCUCUGUCGCUACACCAGACCCACACCUGUCCAGAAAUAUGCCAUUCCUAUUGUCAAGUCGAAGCGGGACUGCAUGGCCUGCGCUCAGACAGGUUCUGGAAAAACUGCAGCUUUCCUGCUGCCGAUUCUCAGCCAGAUCUUCAGCGAAGGACCAGGAGAAGCUCUGAACGCAGCUAAAGCAUCUGGACAGGACAAUGGAAAGUAUGGCCGUCGUAAGCACUUCCCCAUGUCACUGAUUUUGGCUCCGACCAGAGAACUGGCUCUGCAGAUAUACGACGAAGCCAGGAAGUUCUCCUACCGCUCGAGAGUGCGUCCCUGUGUUGUGUACGGAGGCGCAGACAUUGGUCAGCAGAUCAGAGAUCUGGAGCGAGGCUGUCACAUGCUGGUCGCUACGCCUGGUCGACUGGUGGAUAUGAUGGAGAGAGGCAAGAUCGGACUGGACUACUGCAACUACCUGGUCCUGGACGAGGCAGAUCGUAUGUUGGACAUGGGAUUCGAACCCCAGAUCAGACGCAUCGUUGAGCAGGACACCAUGCCGCACAAAGGCAUCCGACAAACCAUGAUGUUCAGCGCCACCUUCCCUAAAGAGAUCCAGAUCCUUGCCAGGGACUUCCUGGAGGAGUACAUCUUCCUGGCGGUGGGCCGAGUGGGCUCCACCUCGGAGAACAUCACCCAGAAAGUAGUGUGGGUGGAGGAGAGCGACAAGAGGUCUUUCCUCCUGGAUCUGCUCAGUGCUACAGUCAUCCCCAGCGAGGUACAGGACAAUACUGGAGACAACAUAGAGAAACCUGGUAAGGACUCGUUGACCCUGGUGUUCGUGGAGACCAAGAAAGGUGCCGACGCUCUGGAGGACUUCCUCUAUCGGGAGGGGUACGCCUGCACCAGUAUCCAUGGCGACCGUUCCCAGAGGGACCGAGAGGAGGCGCUGAGUCAGUUCAGAUCUGGAAAAUGCCCCAUCCUGGUGGCCACAGCGGUGGCAGCUCGUGGUCUGGACAUCUCCAAUGUGAAACAUGUGAUUAACUUUGAUCUGCCCAGCGACAUCGAGGAGUACGUUCACCGUAUCGGACGUACAGGACGAGUGGGAAACCUCGGAUUGGCCACAUCGUUCUUCAAUGAUAAAAAUGGGAACAUCACCAAGGACCUGCUGGACAUCCUGGUGGAGGCGAAACAGGAAGUGCCCUCAUGGCUGGAGAGCCUGGCGUAUGAACAUCAGCAUAAGACCAACACCAGAGGACGCUCUAAGAGGUUCUCCGGUGGUUUUGGAGCUCGUGAUUACCGUCAGACGGCAGCCGGAGGCACCGCCGGAGGGUUUGGAGGACGUGGAGGACGCAACCAGGCCGGACACGGAGGAAACCGCGGGUUCGGAGGAGCUGGUUUUGGAAACUUCUACACGAGUGAUGGCUACGGAGGAAACUACUCGCACCCUCAAGUGGACUGGUGGGGCAACUAGGUUCCUCCUUAACUCAUCCCCCCUUCCUUCCUUUCUCCACUCCACUGUCUGCACCCCAUCCGUCUCCUCCCCCUCAUUUACCUUAAAGAAAAACCACGUGCAUGUUAUUAAACUAUUUAUACUCAUUUAUAUAGCCCUCCUUCCACCCGUAUACACUCAGAUCUUUUAAUUAUUUUCCUUUUAUCCUCCUUUCCAUCUCCACUUUAGGGUCCCUCGUCUUUGGUAACCCUCUUACAAUAGGCCACAGUAUAAAGGGAACUUCAAUUUGAGUUGGUUAUUCUUCAGCUUAGCAGCACCCUUUUGUUUUCCGUGAGGACUGUUUGAACAAUGUUGGCAAUUUCUCAAAGAAAAAUAACCAAUUGAAUUAUAUGUUGGCGUUCCUUUAACCCCUGGAAGAUUUUAGAUUUACAGUCCCACAAAGCAGCUGCAGGGUUUCACUUUUGGCUUCAUUGUGUUUUUGUCUGCAUCACCCAAAGCCAGCCAGGCAUCCUGUGUACCUUCACAUGUCAUCUUUGUAUGUAACGCAUGGCCAUGUUGUAAAUCACCGGCCAAACACUUUUCUAAAACAUAGCGCAGAGAUGGGCAAGAUGUCAAAUCUGAGCAAAAUAUGUCUGCAUAUAAAUUCCAAAAUGGGAUCUGUCUCCUUCCUUGACAUGAUAGAUACUUAAACGCAGCCACAGAAACAGAAACAAGUUUUUUAUUUUCACCUUUUUAAAACAUAUUGAAGUCUUGAGUUCCAGAGAUCUGAGAAAGAUGUCUAACAGACUGAAGGUACUGCGGCUGGACUCUGAAAAGCCCAUUAGCAACGAUGCUAACAGUCUCCGGACUGCUAACGGCGUCUCUUUUUGUUUGAAGGGGAUUAUUUGUUUCUGUACUGUGCCUUUUAAACAAUUGUCUCUUAUUUCCGUUGUUUUAAUUGCCAUAAGUGGCUACAAGUAUUGGCCAACUGUAACUAAAAGAAAUGUGUAUUUAAUGUCAUGUAUGGGUUUAAACAUGUUUUUCUUUAUUUAUAUUUGGAAGGAAACAAACUAGGCUUGAACUAAAUCAAACCUUGGCAACAAAAUAAAUCUAAAACUGCGAUGAGGAAACUCAAAGCAAUUCCUUAUCUAUUUAUUGGAGCUCAAAUUCACGAGAAUGAGCUCCCAAACACAUAUAACCACUAAACCAUAUUUCUGGAUUAUUUUGAUAUACCCUCAUCCAGAGUGACUCAAGAAGACAUUUAAAGAAACGACUUCUUUGCUUCACCAGCCAGAAAGCAGAGUGGUUUUAUGCUUUUGGGAGUCGUACUAACGGAGCGAUUUGUCACAGCUCUGGUUUGAGCUUGAGUUUCUCAAAGGCAUCUUGUCACUAAUUGCUGGGUCACAUUAAAGCAGCUGUCAUUUUCUUACUAUUCACACACAUGUAGAUCUUUAUAACCUACUGAAAAGUUUUAAAAUGUGAGGUCAAACUUCACUUUCUAACCUUCUAUUGUAAGAUAAACAUGGCAUACUCUUUUAGCACCUUGCAUGGACAUUGUCAGUACUGCAUUUAAAGGAAAUGAAACAUGGCUGCUGCUGCUGCUGCUGAAAAAACAAAAUGACUCUUAGUGCCUCGUUGCUUUUGAGAAUCGUGCUCCGCUUUCCACCACAAACAUUUAAAACCCUUGUCUGCCAAAAGCUUCUUUCAAGGGGGAUACACAACUUUAAAAAAAAAAGGCUUAAAGAGUUCAAAAUGUUCUCGCUCACUCUAUCCUGGAGAGUUACAUGAAGAGUCUUCUCUAAAAUAAGUCAUUCCAGUUUCUUUGUUCGGUCUUUAGGGUAAAAGUAAAAGGAUAUAACCGAACCGUUUCACAGCAGGGGCAGACGGGGCUUUCCAGGGGAGAUAAUGCCACACUAGCCCGUUAGCUUCUACCUACGAUUUGCAUCCACUUGUGUUCUUACUGUUGAUUCAGCAGAUGCAUCUUUCUGCUAUGCUACUUCACGACAGAACUAAUUAUUGUUGUGAUGCAUUCAAGGCCCACGGUUAGCCCUGUUCGUCUCAGCUGUGUUUUUAGUCCCUGAUUGAACUUCUAAAAGGAACUCCGCUGUAAAUAUAGACGACUCAGCGGUUUCCGAUCCCCUCCCUUUUGUUAAUAAGCAGCAGAAUAAGCCAAAAAAAAAAAGCCCUGUUGCUACCUGGUGGGGAAAACGUUCAUCAGGGUCUUAAUUUGUUUACAUGAGCAACUUAAGCGAAGUGAAAAUAGAUUAAAUGUAAAUAGUACAACUCUUCUUGAAACAGAAAAGAGAAGAAUCUCCAGUGAAGAAGAAUGUGAAUUACAAGUGAAACUCGCUUGUUGUGUAGAAAAAUCACGUUUGAUCACUCAACGUUUGAACCGCAGCGGUCUGGUGAGCUUAGCUCGGUGGGCAAUUUGAACCGCACAUUUAUUCUUUGGAGAUAUUUAAUUUACGGUGAACACAAAACCAACUAAUUGGAAAUUGAAAAACAAGCUAACGCUCACGAGGCAGACUCUCUCAAAUUGCCCACUGGCUUUGACUAAUGACAAAGCUGGACCAGGACAAAAAAACAUAUGCAAGUGUUGUUGUUUUUUGGUCAAGGAGGUAAAAAAAAUGCCAAGCAAAUAGAAACAAUUCUACAGCAGGCUUUAGUUAUGUUAAAACUCUUGAUUUUUUUCUUGUCAGCUAUCAUUUUAAGACCAAUUUUUAAUCGUAGGUCGUGUUCAUGUCAAGCUAUUUCCCUGGAGUGCGGUUAGUGAGGAGCUUAGGGAAACUAGUUGGCUUUAACAUUGUUUUGUGAAGGCUGAGUAAUGCUGGAGGAUUCAUGCAGACAGCAGGUCACAUAUACAAACUAGAUUAUUGUUUCUCGAUGUAUAGACACCAGGUUCUCGUGUCAGACUUUGAGUUUGGUGAUUUCUCACUAAACCAGUUUUGUAUUCUAGUGUUUCAAAUGAGGGGCCAGUUUAAUGGGAUGCUACGUUGAAGGAAAGUUGUCAUAGGACGCAAUGUUAGAAACAAAAAUGAAACUCCACCAUGUCCAACAGAAAGGAACCAAAUACAGAAAUGAGUUUGCAUUAUCGUUUUAACUUCAUGAGGUUUAUUGUCUUUGCAGCACAGAGCGUUGUGUUGUCGCUAUUGUUCAAAUUGAGUCCAAACUACUAUGAUUCCCAGUAGAAACAGCGGUUGAAUUGUUGAUCUAACGGUGUUUGACGCGUCCCACCCGUUAUCCAAUCAGAGCAUUUGUCUGUGGGCAUGAUAUGGAUACCACAGUUUGAUUUGCCUGCAGCAAUGGUUGAUAGCCGCCAUCCUAGAGAGAGCCGUCAAUAUAAUAUAUAUAACCAGCAUGAAGAUUAAAAUAUCAGAAACGGGACAAUAAGUUGACAUUGCAAAUGACAAUCAAUAUGAAGCAUUUGCUAAGUUUAAAACUCACUUUUUUACACGUUAAUUCUUUAAGUUGCACUUUUUUUUAUAUUCUUAAGGACACCUUUACAUGUUUUCUUAACCAGCUUUUUUGAUGAUAGUUGUUUCAAAACUGUCAAAUCUUAACAUCCAACUCGUGUCCUCAGUGGUCAGGAUGCCAAACUGAAGCGUAUUACCUUACAGUUUAAACACUUUUGGUACAAAAUCCACCUUUUACAUAUUGACUGAAUAACAGUUUUAAUGCCUGACUGAAUUGUUCCCCACUUCCUGUGUGAGAGUCAGAUGUGUUACUUGAAUCCAUGGCUGUUGCCAACCAGAAACUUAGUAUGCAGCUAGUGCAGUCUUUGUGUUUGAGUAAUAACGUUGAGGAUGCUAAUCGCUGUUCCUGCUGCCGAGUUCAAAGGCAAACCUUUUUAAAGAACGACGUACAGUGAGGAAUCUGUUGGGUGUGUAGACAUUGCUGUGCCUUCUAGCAGCCACUAGGGGGCAGAUAGCGAUACUGAUGCUAGAAAUACAAUGUAAGAUAUGAGCUAAUGUUGUGAGUUGCACAGCAGGGAGCGUGGAAGGUAACACUUCAGUUUACCUCACUUUUCAUCGUGUUUGUAGAGCGGUCAUGUCAAGUCGUGUUGUUCGGAUUACGCAAAUAUAUAUGCAAUGUAUUUAGGUCUUUUUCUAGCACGGAUAGAUGAUAUCUGUUGGCUGUAUUUACCAUUAAACUGUGCUGGAGUUACUACCACUGUGCCCCCAAACCCCCCCCCCGUCCCACCUCGUUAGAACGCCCCUGAACUUCUGCAGUGAGUGCAACGCAGUUCGUUUACUUGCUUUCACCUCGCUGUCACUGAGGUUCUCUGAAUGAGCCGCUUUCUGUGUGCGCGCGAUGUUCAGAUUAGAGCAGAAGCUGGCCGUAGGAAAGUCUGAAGUCUGACAUGUGCGCGGUGCCUUGAAGUGGCUAAAAACUGAAAAGUGUUAGCUUAGGGCUGGGUAUUUUUUCAAUGUCAGAUGAAGAAUCCAUACUAUUUAUUUUAUACUAAAAAUGCAGAAACGGAUGCAGUACGGGAAAGUCGGCGCACUCAUUCGCUCUCUAGUGGACAUUGUUAAGCAUAGCAGUUCAAGAUAAUAAAACACAUUUCCUUCAGAUCAUUUAAUUAUCCUAUAGUUUGAUACCCUUCAAAACGAAUACCAACAAAAUCAUGUGUGCUUUGUCUUAUUAGCAUUAACUAGCGUCCGAAACAAAGAUGGCAACCAAGUAAAAGCUGCUUACAUCGUCAUUGUGAGCCGGUUAGCAUGCUGGUGUUAGCAUUUAGCUGUUACUCUAUAUAGUAUAUCUGUUGUUGCCACUCGGUAGUGUUUGAGGUGGCAUCCUGUGAAUACAUCCAUCCCCUGUACAGUAAAAAAGCCCAAAUGUAACAUUUGCUUUGACCACCAGCUUUACUAAUCAAAAAGUGAUUUCCUCUGAGAGAAAAAGUCGUCAUUUAGAACAAGUCAGCACUUUAGUUUUUGAAUAUUUUAAAAACCUUUUUUGAUGCCUUAAAUUUACCCCGGCGAUACCCAGCCCUAAAGGAGCGGAUAGUGGAGUUUGUUACACUGUAUACAGCGUUAUACUGACCUUUUUUCCAGCAGGAGUACUUUCUAUUGUCGCCGAACAAUUAAUGGUGCUACGCUCCCAUUGCUGCGGCCUGAAGGCCCCUCUGUUGUAGGAACCCCAUCGAGUUAUAGAAAAUACUUCAGUUACUCAGAUUAGUGUUGAAGUCUUCUGUCGUCCCUCCAAAACCUCAGAGAGGUGCGAGGGGCGAGUGAGUGUAGCGCAGACAGGUGUCCAAAAGAGAGGUUGCUCCACAGUUUAGUGUGUGUGUGUGUGUGUGAGAGAGCGUGUGUGUGUGAGUGUGUGUGUGUGUGUGAUUUACGGAAAGGUUCUUCCAGAUAUGAAACUGUUUUUUUUUUUUGGGACCAGGUGGAGUUGUAGUUGACAGCAACCGUAGGAAUCAGCUGUUUGCACACAGAGUUCUCGAGUCUACUUUCGCUGCUAGUUUGUGUAAUUUAUCAAGCAUUUCUGAGAAAUAUUUAUUUUUAUAAGCCUAAUACAAAAGUUGAUAUUUUACAAAGUGACUUGACCAAAAGACAGUAAACAAAAACACUGGCACUUGAAUGUUGAAUGUCAUUGGUAUGAGUGAAAAUUUCUAUUUUUCUGGGGUAGUGUGAGCUUUUUAAAUGUUAAAGAUGCAACGUGUAGGAGUUUCUCUUUUAAAUAUGUCAGCGCAAAAACUGUCACUGGUGCCAAAUCCCAAAACACCAAUAGCGUGCGCAUCUUUUCGUCUUCAACCAAACUGCUUUAUUUUAAUACAGGUGUGCUGAAAUGAGGUGGCAGUACUUCCUCAUAUUCCUCAGUAACUUUUGAAAGUCGUACCCAGCUUGUAGCCACAACCCUUUUCUGUUAAUUGCACCGAUACGUGAAGAUGUGCACGUGGAGCCGCUGACAGUCUCACUACAGUUGAUGUGACAUAUUUAGAGAAGCGUCCUGCACGGGUUACCUUUAAAGUCUCAUUGGACUCAGUAUCAGAUCCAUAAAAACCUGUUUGUGCGACAGGCUCCAUUGCCAAUAAUGAUAACCAAACAUAAACAGCCAUUUUCUUUUAAUUGGCAAACAAAAUUUGAGACAAUACCACCAUAUAUGCCAAGGUUUGGAUUAAAAUAAAUAAAACAAUUAACAAAACGUUACGAUCAAAGACCAUUUUGUAGAAAAAAAAACAUGCAGUACAAAAAACAAGUGUCCAGAUUCUCUCCAAGUCAGAUGUUGAUUUUAUUUGUGUUUUUUUUUUUUUCGUUCAUUUGAGUCUUUACACUUUUCCUUCCCGUAAAUACCCUUGUUGUGAGUGUCUGGCAAGUGGUGAUCUUUAAAAGUCUUCAUAACACAGAAUUAACUGUGGUUCUAUUGCUAUGUUGUGAUUUGCAUAUUUUCAGGCGUCUGUGUGUUGAUGCUCAUAUGGGGGGGAGCUUCUGGCCAAUCAGAAAUGGGUAAAAGAUGGGGUCAUUUACACAUCAUGACUCUUCAAACACAUCUUAAAUGAGAAGAAGACCCUCUGCACCAUGCAAUGGGACCCAAAGAAAGCACCUUUUUUAUGCACAAUAACGUUGGGCUUUCGUGGAAACAAAUGCAACACUGUGCCGCUCCAUUUCCCUUUCAGUUCAAUGUAGAGGGUUAUUACAGGAAAUAAAAGUGUGUAGUUGUAUUUAGGAAUGAUUGCUGUUUUAGUGACUGAAUUGAAAGGAGAUGUAGAGCUCAGUGUUGUUAAUAUUUCUGACUGGCCAGACCCUCGAUGUGGACUCAGCACCCCCGGCCUGCUAGUUAGUAUUUGCUUUAUGUAUUAGUUUAGCAGUUGUGCACGAAGAGGAGCACUGCACGAAGAGAAAAAAUAAUUGUGCAUCUAUUCUGAUUUUACCACAAAUAAAGGUUUGGAUUUGCAAAUGUAAA